AUGGCAUCAUCAGAUUCUUCUAAGAGCGCAUAUUCGGGAUCGUCCAGAAAUUCCUUAACAUCAACGGUUCUGUGGAAUCAAGAGGCAUUCGAUACGUUCCGGUUCAGCGUCCACAUAUUCGCGCUAAAUAAUAUUUGGCCCGAUGCAACUCACAACGACAUAAUAGUCGAGAGAUUGCGAGGAGGUGGAUUUAACCGAAUCAUUGGGUUAACACGGAGAGGAAAUAGUCGUACGAACUCCGCCGAAGUCCAAUAUAUCUUACGGAUUCCCCGACACAAAGAUGCACACGUAGACCGCGACGUCGCCUCUCUCGAGUUUCUAGAGAGGCAUACUAAAAUAUCAGUACCCAAAGUCAUAACAUUCGAGCACACCGCAGAAAACGAAUUAGAGUCUCCCUACAUGAUCCAGAAUCGUAUUGCAGGUGUUGACGUAUUAUCGGGCUUUCCUAAGCUUGAUCACAUCGGAAAAUUAAGAUUCGCACUCGAACUCGGGAACGUUUUCCGCCAGCUCCUAGCCGUCAGAAGCCACACGGCUGGCUCUUUAGUUUUCUCAUCGCUCGAUGACGACCUCAGGGCAGAGUUCAGUGUUAUACCGUAUAGGUCCGAGGGUAAUAAUUUGGCAGUACCAUACAGCAAUACCAAAGCCACUACGCAAACAGUACGCGAUCUACUCUUAAACAACUUUGGGGAUCAAAUGGCACGUAUCUCAAAGUAUCUCCCUAAGGCAUCACCCAAGCUGAGUCUUUUGGGCCAGCUUUGCUCCAUGGUAUGGGAGUUGGAAGACGGAGGUUGGUUUAACAACGUCGACUACUGCCUCGCCCAUCUGGAUCUUGCUCCUCGUAACAUAUUAAUCAACCCAACAUCCGACCUAAAGCAGCCUAUAAUAUCAGCGGUUCUCGACUGGGAUAGCGCUGUAUUCGGACCAAAGUUUAUGGCGUGCGCGCCACCUCUCUGGGUAUGGAAUUGGUUAGAUGACGAAGAUGAAGACGAGCGAACAGCUAAUGACGUUCCACCCACGGCGGAAGGACGUCAACUCAAGAGAGCAUUUGAAAUAGCUGCUGGGAAAGAUUAUAGGCGAUUCGCAUAUCACCCUGCGUAUCGGCUGGCAAGGAGGCUCGUUAGGUUUGCGAUUGAAGAUGGAGUACAAUCAAACGAAGACUGGAGAGAUGCUGAAGAGAUGCUAGAAGAAUGGAAGACUAUUAAGUAG
Daldinia loculata is the source of this 1206-nucleotide messenger RNA. Its product is annotated as kinase-like domain-containing protein. Lineage: Eukaryota; Fungi; Ascomycota; Sordariomycetes; Xylariales; Hypoxylaceae. The record is from RefSeq and is a predicted model, not a curated record. The transcript has a single exon. The coding region runs from base 1 to 1206 and encodes 401 amino acids.